AUGCAGGUAUGCCCGCGUUUUCAGACCCACCUCACUAUUCCUGACGCCAAGCCUACGACUCCUCCUUGCUCCCCCUCGUUAACAAUUACGGCAAAUACUCUCAAUACUAGUGCGGCAAAACCCAUCAUUAUCAGACGUAGUGUCGCUAUCCGACCCAGCUUCAACUGGUUCCUCAUGUUAACACUGCUCUAUGCCUCGACAAUGGUCGGGCUCGGCUUUACUUUUCCAGAAGAUCGAAGACUCUGCAGUUCAUGUUCCCGCUUGUUCACCAUUUUUGAAGGGAGCAGUAAUUGUCGGAUGGCCUGA
Messenger RNA from Protopolystoma xenopodis, 306 nucleotides. NCBI's taxonomy places the organism in Eukaryota, Metazoa, Platyhelminthes, Monogenea, Polystomatidea, Polystomatidae. The record is from the annotation of a GenBank genome assembly.